AUGCCGAUGAAACUCGACGGAAGCUGCCAAUGUGGCGGUAUUGAAUUCACUCUCCAGUCUCAAACUCCUGUGCCAUUCCAACUUUGUGGAUGCGGCAUCUGCCGCAAAAUAGGCGGCUACACAGGAGCCGUCAACCUAGGUGGCAUCAGCGAAAGCCUGCAAAUACUGAAAGGCAAAGAUCUAAUCAAAAAAUACACUGCGAUCAAAGAUCGAGGAACCCCGGAUGAAAAGCUAUGCUCGUCCGAGCGGAGUUUCUGCUCUAACUGCAGUUCUAUGUUAUGGGUUUGGGAUCAUCACUGGCCAGAACUGAUUCACCCUUUUGCAUCGGCUAUUGAUACUGAGCUGCCUGUGCCUGAGGAGAUGGUCUGUAUCAUGAACGGGUCGAAGCCUGCGUGGGCGCGAUGGCCUGAAGGGAAGAAGAGCGUGCAUGAGCUUUAUUCCAAUGUUAGCAGUAUAGAGGAGUGGCACAGGUUACGUGGACUCUUUAUUGAGUGA
This is a messenger RNA of Penicillium taxi, 495 nucleotides long. RefSeq names its product GFA family protein. Gene Ontology annotation, molecular function: carbon-sulfur lyase activity. The record is from RefSeq and is a predicted model, not a curated record. NCBI's taxonomy places the organism in Eukaryota, Fungi, Ascomycota, Eurotiomycetes, Eurotiales, Aspergillaceae. The transcript is spliced from 3 exons. The coding region runs from base 1 to 495 and encodes 164 amino acids.